Messenger RNA from Drosophila suzukii, 625 nucleotides. RefSeq names its product ATP synthase subunit b, mitochondrial. The record is from RefSeq and is a predicted model, not a curated record. NCBI's taxonomy places the organism in Eukaryota, Metazoa, Arthropoda, Insecta, Diptera, Drosophilidae.
CAAAAUUGGUACUCCACAAUUCAUACAGAACUAUACUUACAACUUUAGGGAAAUUUAAUAAAACAAAUUCGUAGCAGUUCUUCGAAAAAUGUUCUCAAGACCAGCUCUUCGUCCUUUGGCUGUGGUCGCCUUUCGUUCGGCCUCCACCCAUUCCGCCCGAGGAGCCAUCAAGCUCCCAAGACCUGGACAUCCCGGAAAGGAUCGCCUCUGCUUUCUGCCCGAGGAUUGGCUCAAAGGACCCGUGGGCAUCGGGGUGUUGGCCUACGUCUGCUCCGGGGACUUCUGCGCCAGAGGGCACGACCACAGCGGACUAUCUCUUGGUAUCAUGGAAGAUGAUUACUACAGCAGUGGAUUGACACUCGGUAUCUUUGCCGCCUUUGCUGUAAUAAAGCUGCUUCCAGUGAUCGCCAAGUGGACUGAAGGCGAGGUCCAAAAAAACGAAUCUGGCAACGUGGCUAAGUCAAAGGUCCUGUUAAUAUCGCCCCCACAGGAGAAGAAGAUCUUGAACCAGGACAAUACCAAUUAAAGUUCCUUAUAGGUUUUAAUUUUUGUAUUUAGUUUUUAAAACAAUAUCUACGUAAAAUAGCUCCAAAUAUCGGUGUGUAAAGAGCUAUUCUUAAAUUUU